This is a messenger RNA of Cydia fagiglandana, 6208 nucleotides long. Its product is annotated as cilia- and flagella-associated protein 43. Bases 97 to 4872 code for a protein of 1591 amino acids. NCBI's taxonomy places the organism in Eukaryota, Metazoa, Arthropoda, Insecta, Lepidoptera, Tortricidae. Gene Ontology annotation, cellular component: axoneme. Gene Ontology annotation, molecular function: protein binding. The transcript is spliced from 31 exons. Gene Ontology annotation, biological process: cilium assembly. The record is from RefSeq and is a predicted model, not a curated record.
UUGUUACUAACUGAAGUUGGUAAAUAAAAUAAUAUAAAUAUUCUGCAAUAAUUGUAUUUCCUUUAAUUAUUAAGCAUAACCAGAGUCAGUUGAAAUAUGUCUGCAGAAGCACAGGAUGAAAAUAUUGAGUUCCAUGCCAAGGCUAGAUGGGCUAUCCCCCAGCGCCUGGACGCAAUGGCGUUCAUCGGGCCGGAUGUGCUGGCCGUAGCCCACGACCUCUACAUCCUGUUCCUGGACUUCAAGCAUCACACGGAAACGGUGUACGUCACUAACAACAAGACUGUCGGCGAUGGGGUGGAUGUCAUAGCAGGGCACCGAUCCACAAUGUUUGGGUUUGCAGAGAAGGUUCGGAAUCCAAGAAUCUUUAUAUUGAGUUUUCCUAGCAUGACAAUCAUGGCCGAAUUGGAAGAUCAGGAUGUGAAUCGCUACAAAGGCCUGUGCAUGAUGGAAGGUGACCUAGUGUGCGGGUUUAGCGGGUUCCCCAACUACUUGGUGACAGUGUGGAGCUGGCGCACGGCGCAGCGGCUGCUGUGUCUCGAGACUGGUGUUACCAGGCGCAGCCAGCUAUACGCAGCAAGCCGUAUGGGCCUGAUGGUAUGUGAGUGUUGGGGCGCCGGCCUUAUCGUCUGGGAGGUCGCCCAGUGCUACAAGCUCAACCUGAUGAUGAAGCGGCCCAAGGAGGAGGUUUCCGGCUGGGAGGUCUCGGAGCCUCCCCUCGUUGGCAUAUGCUGGUCCAACGACGGCCAACUGUAUGCUAUAGAUGAAAAUGCCCGACUGUAUAAUGUUCUAUCGGAUGGUAUAAAUAUGGUGACCAAUCUUGAAUGGUCAGAAGAUAACAUCGAAGUAAUUCACAAACCGUACAUUUGUUCUUUUGAAAACGGACUACUAAUCUCUGGUCCUGAUAACUUGGUUAGGUCUCUAAAGAAGUGCGAGUUGCAAUGGAAAGUGGUGUGGACGUACGAGCCGGCAGACACGGUGCUGCGCCUGGUGUCCAAUGCGGUGGGGAAUGCCGCCUGCUUCUGGACAGAAACUGGCAUGGUCUACAAGAUGACGGGCGAGUCGGAGGACAAGAUUGACGUGGAACUGGUCAAUUUUAAACAGAGGAGCAUCCAGAAAAUUCAAUUGAUAGCCCCAGACUUCAAUUACUUAGCUACAAUGAACCAUGUUGGAGUUCUUUGUGUCUAUGACGUCUAUUCGACUAAACUGAUGGUAAUGAAAUACGUCGAAGGCAACGACAUCUCUUUCCAAGCGAGCCCGGUGGAGCCUCUCAUUAUAAUCUUCGGCGAAGUGGGCCCCAACUACGGCAUGGUCAUGAUGACGUACGAUCCCGAUAAAGGGUUGACCAAAGUGGGCGGCAUGUGCCUCACGCACCAGAUCGUCUCGCAGGUCCAGUUCUCGCCCACCGGGAGGGAGGUGGUGGCCGUGGCUAUGUCCGCGGGGCAUGUAUUCCUAUUGGCGCUCUCAGAAGUGUACAAGCUGACCCUUAUCAGAUACAUGGAGGUCGGCCGAGGAAUAGCCGAUUGCUUCCUGAUGCCGGUCAACAACGUGAUGCGCUGCUUCAUCUUGGUCCUCUUCUCUGAUAAAUUCUUGAUUGGGGAGCGCAUAUUGGUGGUGAACACGGAGACAGGGAAAGAUAACAAGUUUGCGGGCAAGAUGCAGGGCCCGUACAUGCGGCUGCUGCCACUCAGCAUCAAAGACACUAUACUGGGCAUCCCGCACCUCUCACGGCAGUACCACGUGCUGAAACUCGCAUCGGAUAAAGGUGUAACAAUAUCAGUCAAGAUGGGUCCUAUUAUCGACACUGGGCACGAGGUGAAACAUUUCGACGGAUUUUUCACACCAAACGCAUUGCUCACCUUCGGCUACGAUGGGGCGAUCAUCUUGAGGCAGCCCGACGGACGACCUGAAUACGAUUUACAUUUUGCCGCAACCCACCGGUACGAAAGCGGCAUUAAGCAGGCGGUUAUCGACUCGGAGAAUAAGUACAUCGUCCACCUGGCGGCCAGCCGCACCAUGGUGGUACACUACCUCAGAGGGAAUCCAGAGGCGAUGCAGGAGCCCAAGCUGGAAGUGCCGGACCAGAAGCUUUUCGACAAGGCUUCGAAUGCUCUGUCGAUCAUUGCUUUGGGCGAGAAGAACUACCUAGACCGGCAAGAGGACAAGAAGGUCCACGAGGAGGCGAUGGACUACAAGAAGCAGCGCGACGAGGUGGUGGCCGCGUUCAACGCACAGCGCGCGCAGCUGGUAGAGCUGCUGGAGGAGAACAUCGCCGAGAGACCGCUGCAUCAGCUCUCGUUGGCGGAGUUUAAUCUCCAUGCAGAACACAAGAAGGAAAGAUUCAAACAGGCGGAACAAGAGCGUUUGAUGAUUCGCCUCUAUACAGAAGCGCGAAUCGCGGCUCAAGACAAGGUAACGUUGUGGAUCAAGAAAUAUUGCUGGGACACCAUGAUGACUCCACGGACUAAGAUCUUGGCCAUCUUCAGCCAUUACCAGGUGGAGAACUAUGCCGUGCUGCCGACGCAGCGGGACAACUGGCCGGAGCUGCAGCAGGUGGCGGCGCUGCGGGCGCUCGAGAUGGAGAACGACGAGGACCUGUUCAAGCCGUGGGAGGAGCGCAAGCCCGAGCUAUCCGCGAUCGAUCUCCUCCCGACCGUGCCGUCAGUGAUCAGGGAAAAAUCUACGUUGUCCGUGCGAAGUGCGCGAGGGUUGUCGGGAGGAACCGACAGCCAGUUCUUCGAGGACAUGGAGGCGGAGGAGGAGGCCGUGGACCAGUACUGCAUGUCGGGCACCGCCGCCCACAAGUUCGUCACCGUGCCCAGCUACAUGAUCCCGCAAACCAUGGCGUGCAGCUUCCUGCAGAUGAACUGGCUGCAGCAGAUCGUCAAGCUGAACGUGCAGAACAUGCGGUUGUGGUUCAACAAGCAGUUCGACGAGCUGAUGGCGGCCAAGAAGAGGGAGGUCGGCCUCGUCUGCGACCGCAACGCGAGACUCCGCUUCAUCAUCGACGAGCUGAACAAGUUGUCAGACCUGCGCGGCAGCUUCCACCACCUCGUGACCCAGAUCAAGGACCCGCAGUGGGCGCAGGACGAACAGCCGGAGCGGCUCAUCAAAGUCGACCCUGAGGAGUGUUCGAUAGAGCCAUACAUCAGCCCUAGCCAGAUCGUGAUCCCGCCGCCCGAGGGCGGGCCGAGGGACGACUUCCGCGAGCGAGCGCUCAUCGAGAUGAUGGACGGCGUGCUCGAGAAGCUGUGGCACGAGGAGAUCAAGAAGCCGAUCCCGAUGCCGCAGUGUAUGUUGGACAAAGAUCCUGAGCAUUUCAACGAAGAUGACUUACGCGCUGUGUUCGAAUACGAAGCCAAGGUGGCGUUCCGCAACGAGGAGCGAGACAAGUACCGCAAGAUGCUGCACGCCGAGUACGCCAAGCUCAGCCAAGUGCUCAACGAGGGCGUCGUCAAGUUCAACGCCAAGGUGAAAGAUACAUGGUUGAUGAAGCUCAAAGUAGAUUCGGUUAUCGGACAAGAGAACCUCAACCUGAUGCGACUCCGUCGGGCCAACCUGGACCGCGUGGAAAUGGCCGAGAAAAUAGAGGACUUUAGAGCGGAUAUAGCGAAGUACUCGGGGGAAGAAGAGUCGCUGAUGGAGCAGCUGCAGCAGAUCGCGGAGCAGGGCGCGGAGGUGCAGGCGGCCUACGACGCGCUGGCGCAGAGGGACAAGUACCUCGAGCGCACCUUCAAGAGCCACUUCGCGGACCUCUCGCCCAUCAUUGUCGAUCAAUGCUACAAGUUCUUCAAAAAACGGCCGAAAUGGCACAUGCGAGCAACCAUGACGCCGGCGGUGCUGCUCGGGCUGGCGGGCGGCGUGCUCGGCGGCGCGCGGCCCCAGCGGCUGCAUCCCGACUGCCUCGACUAUUUCAAAGGGGUCGAAGUGCUGGAUCAGAUAAGCAACAUGCCGCCAGUGAUGGACGAAGGGCUGUGGGCAACCAUGGUCAAGCUGCGGCGGGUCAAGAUUGAAAAUGAGAUACGGAUGCGAGCUAUAGGUCUGGAAAUGGCAUAUGUAGAAAAUUCCAACGCUAUAUGGACCAAGUCGACCCUUGCGCGCAAGAACUACCUGAUCAAAACCCGAAACCUCAUCAUCGAGCAACGCGAGGAAGCCGAGCACAUCGCCAGGAAUAGGGCUGUGCAAUUCGUGCUGCCCGCGGGGCAGGUGGAGAUCACCACGACGGGCCAUAUGGAGGACUACCACGACGCGACGCUCAUCCCACGCGAGGACAUCGAGAAAAUCAAUGAACUUAUCCUGAGAGUGGGCAAGUUGAAGCUACGCAUGAUGCGCAAACAGAUGGAGUUUAGGAAGGUGAUCCUCGCCAAGGAGUGGGAGCACGCGCAGAUGAAGAUGAAGCUGCGGCACAUGGAGCAGGAGCUCUACUCCUACCGCAGGCUCAAGAUUCCGAAAGAGCUCCAGCUGUACCUGAAGAACAAGGAGCAGGGCUACACGGACGAGCAGGACUACCUGCGGCUCGAGAAGGAGACGGAGGCGGAGAAGCAGGCCGUCAACCGGGUGCUCGAGGCGCAGAUACAGCGCGUCGAGGAACUGCAGGUAAAAAUCAACGCGAUCGAAGCGAAGUCCAACAAACUUGUGACCAGGAUCGCCACACUGAACGCGCUCGUCUCGGAGAAGCGGCUCAACGAGGACCCUCUAGAGCCCAUCCGUACGCGGCGCAUACACAAGAAGAGAAUGGAAACGCUGGUGCAGCGCAGUCAACUGAUCCGCGAGGUGCAGCAGUACCACUCCAACAUCGUGCUGUUGCAGACCGAGCUGGAGCUGCUCCGACUCAAGACCUACCCCACGCUGGCCAGCUUCCGCACCAUCGACUAAUGCCACCAGGAUGCUGGAUUGGAUCCGCAUGCUACAUAGCGAUACAUGUUGCGUAAAAUGUACAUAUAAACUUGGCCCUUAAACGUCUGGAAGAACGGCGGCUAAAGGCAUGACGAGGUCAUGCCAUCGUGCUGAAAUAGACCUCGAUCCAGUGAUAUGAUGGCUAUGUGCUGCAGUGCAAGUUUUGGAAUAUAGUCCAGGAAGAGCCUUGUAUAGUGCAGUACGUUUCCGAAGAGUACCUGCGUACGUUUACAGCAGCUUACGAAAUCAGAGCAUGCUUAAUAGAGUAAAAUCUAAUAUAAUAUCUGGGUACACAAAGAAUCAUAGCUCUUUUGAGUAUCAUGAUCAUUACAACAAGCUUUUUCAUGUAAAAAUAUUGAUAUACUUAAAGUUCAACUCGUUAUAAAGAUUUUUCUAAUAGUACUUAUAUAUGAUUUACUUUUCAUCCGUAAAAUGCAAUCAGAAUGUUGUUAUUGUUAAUAAAAGAAGAUAAUGCUGCUUGCUCUAACUCUUAUCUAAAUAGACUAGGUAUUAAGUAGGUAGGUAUACAUAAACAUAAUACAUAUACGAGUAAUAGCUGGUUUGUUAGUGAACGACACCUUGCACUUUGUGACUAUACGCUGAAACUUGGCACAGUUGAUUCUUAGCUGGUCUUGAGCAGAUACAGACCGGGAGCCGUCGAGAGCCACCUCUCAUUUAGUGAGGGGGAAGGGAAUCAUUCAAAACUACUGUUAAUAUAAUAUUUGGUCAGCCGAAAUUAAUAAACUUAUGGUAAGCAACUAUUUGUAAACCAUCAGUUUACCCGUGGCGGGCUGGCGCUGGCGAUGCUGGCGGGGUAUGUCGGCCGGAGUAUCAAACAAAAACAAACUGGUUAUAAAAUUGUAUUUCCUGUAAACAACCAUAACUAAGUAUACGAGUAAACAUUUACCAUUAUUUGAAUUCAUUACAUCAACUACCUACAUUAUAAAUGCAAAUAAACUCCACUAAAUUAAACUAAUAUAUAGGUACCUAAUUAAGACAUGAUAUGGACUACUUUAUGACAGUUCGUUUGCAAAAUCGUUAUUUAAAAGUAAAAAAAUCUAAAUCUUGAGCCAAAAUAAGUACAAUUUUUAUAUAGAAUAUUAAUGGGUAGGGUAAUUCGCCAGUAAUAUUCUAUGUCUUCGGCCGGCAACCCCUUUCGUCCCGGCCUCUGUAGUAAUGUACAGUCAACAACAGAGCUAUGAAUACUGCCUGUAUUCAAAAAUAUGUAUACAGUACUUUAUUGCCUGUACAUUAAGAUCGUGUAUACAUAUUUUUGGCACUUUGCCUGUAUUCAUAGCUCUGUUGUUGACUGUAC